Drosophila bipectinata is the source of this 687-nucleotide messenger RNA. Its product is annotated as josephin-like protein. Gene Ontology annotation, biological process: protein deubiquitination. The record is from RefSeq and is a predicted model, not a curated record. Gene Ontology annotation, molecular function: cysteine-type deubiquitinase activity. Lineage: Eukaryota; Metazoa; Arthropoda; Insecta; Diptera; Drosophilidae.
CAACGUGCACAAAGACCUAAACAGAAAUAAAAAAUAUUUGUGUAUGUACAUACGUACAUACAAUGUAAACACGUAUUUUGCUUCAAACACAAAAGUGAAUUGAGUUUAUUCAAUUAUGAAAAUUCCUGAAAUUUAUCAUGAAAAGCAGGUUAUGCAGCUAUGUGCGCUGCAUACACUUAAUAAUCUUUUUCAAGGUAACCAAUUAUACAGUAAAACUGAUCUGGACAAUAUUUGUUGUAACUUAAGUCCCACAGAAUGGAUAAAUCCUCAUCGAUCUAUUAUUGGUCUUGGAAACUACGAUGUGAAUGUUAUUAUUGCUGCAUUAAAAAUAAAAAACUACGAUGCCGUUUGGUUUGACAAACGAAACGACCCGUCAUGCAUAAAUCUUGACGGAAUUGUUGGCUUCAUUUUGAACAUACCCUCCGAUUGCAAAAUCGGUAAUAUAAAAUUACCUUUGCGAAGGCGACAUUGGAUUGCAGUCAGACGAGUAGAAAAUUAUUAUUAUAAUUUAGACUCUAAACUAAAAAACCCGGAAAAAAUUGGUGACACCGAUGAUGUUUUUAAAUUUUUAAGGGAGCAAAUUCAGCAGCUUGACCAUAGAGAGUUAUUCCUAGUGUAUCCCCUAAAUAAUGAAAAAUGUAAAGAAUGAUAAAUUUAAAAUAUUAUUUAGGUAAAAAAAAUAUGUUA